UAAGAGCUAAGAAGUCCGUCGUUAAUUUCCUCCCAACUAAAGUAUUACCAAGCAUAUCUCCUUCUGACAUUCAACCCCACACGCGUUGCCCCAUAAAUCUAAACCAUCUCAAACUCUAACGCAGCUCAAAGACAAAUCCUUUAAGAAACUCUUCUCCUCUCUCUCUCUCGCGUUACCUUCUCAAUUACCUAAAACAAGAAACCCAUAUAUACGCCAUCGUUUCAUGCUUAUCAUCCAUUGUCUCUCUUAUGGCUUCCACUUCUAAUGGCAAUAUCACCACCACCAUGCACCACGGCGCUCCCCUCUCCUACGGAUCUGACCCGUCCUCGCCUAACACCACCUUCGUGCAAGCCGACCCAUCAACCUUCCGCACCAUUGUUCAAAAACUCACUGGAGCAACCGACGACCCAUCAACCCAAAAGCUCCCACUUACCCACUCAAAUCGUUCCUCUGCAAUUCCAGGCCCUAAAAAACCUGCAUUCAAGCUUCAUGAAAGGAGGCAGAGCGCCAAGAACCUACAAAUCAACCUUACCAGCAAUUCUACCAUCAACAACAGCUUCGAGCAUCCUGACCUAUUUCAGUUCAGACAGCGAGCUGGUUUCUUGGUGUCCCCGGUGUCAACUUUGGACUUCUUUGGUGCGCGCGCGAGUCCUAAGUCACCGUGCGAAGAGUUUUGUUCCGACGGGGGUCCCAGCAAGGAGGAAGAGAAAGCCAUUGCUGACAAAGGGUUUUAUCUGCAUCCCAGUCCUUUGAGUACUCCGAGAGGAGCUGAGCCUCCUGAGCUGUUGCCACUGUUCCCUUUGCGGUCACUUAGAGACGACGAUGAGGAUCAAGAUGAUGAAGAUCGAAAUUCUUGUUCUUGAAUUAGAAUCUACUAGUUAGGAGGCUAAUUAUUGAAUGUGCCGAUUGUUUUAACGUUGCUUUGAUGGAAAUGUUAAUCAUCUUAGUUAACCGUUAACUAAUGGGUUUGUUUAAUGGGAAAACAGAAAUGUUUUGUUCUC
Molecule: messenger RNA, 1001 nt
Organism: Manihot esculenta (cassava)
Lineage: Eukaryota; Viridiplantae; Streptophyta; Magnoliopsida; Malpighiales; Euphorbiaceae
Product: VQ motif-containing protein 11
Exons: 1
Coding region: 249-863 (204 amino acids)
Source: RefSeq, a predicted model, not a curated record